GAAUUUUCUCAUUUGAUGUUCACUAUUUAGGAGUUAAGUGAGAAAAAAUAAUUAAUUUUAGAUAUUUAUUUUUAAUAAAAUGACGAACGAAAAUGGCACUGAGUGAGUAAAAUAUUAUUCUCCACUCACUCACACAAGAAUGUAAAUGUAUGUGAACCACAGAAUAAAUAUUCCCUUCCUUUGAGAAGCCAAUAUUAAGAAGAGCUCUAGCUUUCUACAUUCAUAGAAACACCCCAACCUUCUUCUUGAACCUUGAACCUUGAACCUUCUUCUUCAAUCCCUUUGAAUUUUUCAAUUCAAUCAAAAUGGCUAACGCAGCGUCUGGGAUGGCUGUGCAUGAUGACUGCAAGUUAAGGUUCUUGGAGCUGAAAGCGAAAAGAACUCACCGCUUUGUUGUUUUUAAGAUAGAGGAGAAACAAAAGCAGGUUGUUGUUGAAAAGAUUGGUGAGCCAACUCAAAGUUACGAAGAUUUCGCUGCGUGUCUUCCUGAGAAUGAAUGUCGAUAUGCUGUCUACGAUUUUGAUUUCGUCACUGCAGAGAAUUGCCAGAAAAGCAGGAUUUUUUUCAUUGCAUGGUCCCCUGACACCGCAAGGGUGAGAAGCAAGAUGAUCUAUGCCAGUUCAAAGGACAGAUUCAAGAGAGAGCUCGACGGAAUUCAGGUUGAGUUGCAAGCAACCGACCCGACUGAAAUGGGACUUGAUGUUAUUAAGAGCCGCGCCAACUAGAUAUCGACUCAUAGUUAUCAGAUGGGCCCUUAUAAAUGAGAGCUCCUAAUGCAAUCAUAAGGAAAUAUUUAAAAGUGUGACAGAUACUUGGUAUAUUGGUUGCCAAGUGCUACAGUAUAUGUACUUUUCAAUGAAGAAGUUUUAUGGUGUUUGGUAUAUGAUGUAAUUUGUUACUUCCAAAUUUUCCACUGGUAGCUUGAUUCUAUAAACUACUAUUAUGUAUCCAUUUCUGAGGGAUAGGGUACAUUUUAGAUUCCUUUCUAAAAUCUUCUUUUGACACUCUACCCUGUGAUUCUUGUUUUGGAAUGGAUACAAGCAAGCUGGUUGUUGUUCUAA
Capsicum annuum is the source of this 1061-nucleotide messenger RNA. Its product is annotated as actin-depolymerizing factor 1. NCBI's taxonomy places the organism in Eukaryota, Viridiplantae, Streptophyta, Magnoliopsida, Solanales, Solanaceae. The transcript is spliced from 3 exons. The record is from RefSeq and is a predicted model, not a curated record. Gene Ontology annotation, biological process: actin filament depolymerization. Gene Ontology annotation, cellular component: actin cytoskeleton; cytoplasm. Gene Ontology annotation, molecular function: actin filament binding. Bases 306 to 725 code for a protein of 139 amino acids.